Molecule: messenger RNA, 4090 nt
Organism: Pieris rapae (cabbage white)
Lineage: Eukaryota; Metazoa; Arthropoda; Insecta; Lepidoptera; Pieridae
Product: transcription elongation factor B polypeptide 3
Exons: 10
Coding region: 68-2392 (774 amino acids)
Biological process (GO): transcription elongation by RNA polymerase II
Cellular component (GO): nucleus; elongin complex
Source: RefSeq, a predicted model, not a curated record
CGUUUACCAGCUGGCAGUAAACUUUUAAUAAAAAAAGUUGUUCUUCAGUUAAAGAAUAUUUAGUGUUAUGGCGUCUGUACUAGAUUUAAUUAAACACUAUCAACAUGCGAUUGAAAAAUAUUGCAAUGAUGAACAGAAAAUUUUAAAGUGCAUAGAUAAGUUGUUUCACCUUAAUGUGACAGUGCAGCACCUUCAAGAAACUGGAGUGGGCCGAACUGUUAAUGCUCUUCGUAAAGAACCUGGAGAUGUUGGCCAGGCUGCCAGAGCACUUGUGUACAAAUGGAAGCUAAUGGUUGCUUCUGAAGAGAGUGACCAGGAAACAGAUAAUAAUGAAACAUCAAAAUACAAUGGUCAUGAUGAUGGAAAUUCAAAUGGCAACCAUAGAUCAAAAUACAAACAAGAAAAAUAUGAAACUGAAUCAAAAAAAGAGGAUAAAUCACAUAGGCACGUGAAUGGUGACCACAAUCGUAAUAAGAGAAAAUAUCAUAGUAGUGAGGAAGAUGAACCAGAUGAUAAAAAAUCCAAACAUAGUCAAAACAAAGACAUUAGUUAUAAAAUUAAAACAGAGCCCAAGUCUGAAAAAUCUGAAAGUGAAAGUGAAGAAUCCUCGGACUCUGGGAGUGACAGUGUCACAUCAAAUUCAACAGAUAAUGAAAAAGUUGAAUAUAAAAAAAUCAAAGAAGAAAAAAUAGACGAAUAUAAAUCUCCACCAAGUAAACAUUCUAGCAACCAUAGUCAUAGAAAUAAAAGUUCAUCGAGCUCUGACAAGGACAAGUCAUUGGAAAAACAUUCUAAAUAUAGUUCUGAAAGUUCUAAACACUCGUCAUCAAAGGAUAGAUCUCAAAGCUCACAUAGACACAGUUCAAAAGAAACAAAAGAAAGGGACCAAAUUAAAGAAAAAAAGGAAAAGUCUUUUGAGAAAGAUCGACUGCAGAAGGAAACAACCUCAGAUAAACAAAAAUCUAAAGAAUCAUCAAGCAAACACAGCAAAUCGUAUACCCAAAAGGAUGAAAAAGAAAAGUUAAGUAAAAGUAAGUUACAUGACAAAGACAGGUUGUCUGAAAAAGAGAAAAGACCAGAUAAAGAAAAGAAACAUUCUGAAUCCUCAAAACACAGUCCAGACAAACAUAAAUCAAGUGAAGAAAAGAGGGAAAAAUCUACAAGUAAAUCAGAUAAACAUUCUGAAAAAGACAAGCAUAGAUCUAGUAAGGAAAAACAUAAAUCAGAAAAUGAAUCAAAAGAAAAAAGUAAAGACAGACAUCAAGAAAAAUCAAAAGAUAAAUCUAGUUCCUCUAAAGAUAGAGAGCAUAAGAGAUCAUCAUCAAGUGAUGUUAGUAAAGAUAGAAAGAAAUCAAAAAGUGAUAAAAGUGACAGCAGUCGAAGUGACAGUAGUCGAAAAGAUAAACAUAAGUCUAGUAGUAAAAGUAAUGAUAUACCAAAGAAAAAAAUUGAUGAGAGUAAUGGUGAUAGUGAUGGCAUUGGCUGUGAAUCAGGUGCCAGUUUCGCUGAGGCCCUUGGCAUGGUGAGUCCGGUGAAAUCCAAAAAGAAACAAAUCAAAGAAUCACACUCGCCUAGUUCCUUUAACGGAGAUCUCAGCCCAGCUUCGAUGCUGGCUCCGGAUGCAAAAUUAGCUCCUCUACCAAACAUUGAAAUUUCGGCUCUACCAGAGAUAUCGCCGAACUAUAAGCCGAGACCGCCUCCCAAGUUUCUCCCACAUUUUGAUGAUAUGGAUUUAAGUACUGUUAUGUCGUCGAAGAACCAAAGAACAAAAGUUUACUCUGGAAAUAAGGUGAUAGGGAAAAUACCUUCGCUGUAUGAAAUGUGUGUUCAAGUCCUGCAAGAACACAUUGAUGCUCUGGAAUACACUGGUGGUGUGCCAUAUGAGAUAUUGAAACCAGUUGUGGAUAGAGCGACCCCUCAACAGCUCUUUAUGUUGGAGCACUUUAAUCCCUAUCUUAUGGAGGACACUGACCAUUUAUGGCAGAAGUUCUGUGAAAAGCAUUUUAGGAAUAAGAAACGAAUGGAGAUGGAGACGUGGCGGGAGAUGUAUAUGCGUUGUCAAGAAGAGCAAGAAAUCAAACUAAAAUCCCUGACGGAGAAUAUAAAAAUAGCGCAAGAAGCAAAAAAGGCGCCAAUCAAACAGACCAAGAUGGCGUACGUUGACACAGUUGUCAAACCACCGCGAAGUGUUGCCAGGAAACAAGCGCAGCACGGAACAGCAUUUGCUGCAACUGCAAGUCCUGCAGCAAGAGUAGCAGCAUUGGCUUCUGCCCCCAACGUACUGAAGGGUGGAAGACCUACUCCAGUUACAACACUCUCUCCUUUCGUGAAACCUAAAAAAGCACCCCUAAUGCAAAAAGCCCUCCAAUUCAUGAGGGGAAGAAAACGGUGAAUUUCCAUAGAAAUUAUUGUAAGCAAGUGUUACCGACCAGCGAUGAUGUGAGUUUUUAUCUUGGUUCAACUAUCCAUUAACAGGGAAUUUGUAAAUAAUAUAGUGUUUUGAGGUACAAGUGUCCUAAGUAGUUUUCCUAUGGUUCAAGUCGUUAGAUAAAGUAGUACUUGUGAGAAUUUAACUUUGACUAGGUUUUGUAAUGCAAAUAGUAAAAUAUGCAAUGUUCAAAUUCUGUACAGAAAUUAUUGAUUGAUUGCAUUGAAACAUAUUUGAUAGGAAUAUCUUAUUGUAUUUUGUAUCAUUUGAUUUUUUUAACCCCCACGGUUAAAAAAUUCAAAUGAUACAAGAUGUAUAAAUGUAAUAAAUAUAGAAAAAUCAAUAAUUCUAUAUUAUAAACUCUUUUUAGAGCUUUAAAUUCAUAUAUUUUUUUAUUGACUUAAGGUGACAUUUAGAGUCCAAGCUAUGCCUAAAUAUGGCUCCCAUAUGUCAAAAAAGUAUUGGAGUUACAAUUCAUACUAGUUCUUGACUUAAUUAUUUAUUUAAAUUUUAUUUGCUUUACAGGUUGAAAUUUACUUAGAUGUACAAAUAUAUACUCUCUUAAUAUAAAUUAUACCAAUAGGUAAUAAUUAAUUUGGUUUUAAUACAAAGUAUUGUUUUUUCAUAAACUGUUUAGACUUUCUUUUUAAUCCUUUUUGAUUGAGAUUCAAAGACAAGUUUACAUGUUUAUUAUAUAUAGAAAAAUCUUUUCGAUUUCUGAAAAAUAUUUCUACUAUAAUUGAUACAUAAUCUGGCAAAAUAAAUUGAACAUAACUCACACAUUGACUGGUACACGAAUUAUUUUAGAAAUAUUUUAGUGUAAUAUAGUCUGUAUGUAGUAUAUUGAUUGUAGUGAUUAAUUUAAGAGUAUGAAAUAGAUGUGUCUGGUUCCUAUACCUAACAAAUGACUGUUGGUAUAUUGAUGUUGCUAUAUUCUACACAAAUUACGAUCAAAAUUGCAUUGAAUGCAGGUAUGUAUUUAGAAAAGCUUUUUCACAGUUGGAAUGAUAUAGAAACCUGACAAGAACAGAUUUGAUGUAUUUGACCAAUUCUUAUUGUUUGACAGUUAUGUUAUCAUGAUUUUCAUGAAAUAUAUAUUUUUAUAUUUUAUAUCAUCACAAUGUGAUUUCACUGGGACAAUUCUAAACAACAAAAUAAUUUAAUACAAUUGUUAGUUCCAAUUGGAAAAAGCAUAUUUUAAAUAACGAAAAAACGUAUGCAUAUACUCUUGAAAAUCAUGUCAUGGCCUUUCACAUCUUGAGGAUAAGAUUCAGAGACAGAUUAUUUUUACCAGUAGUCAAAUUCAGACAACCAUAUUUGACAGGUAAGAGACCUAGUUCCUAUUUAGUUGUCUCUGAACCUUAGCCCUUCGCUAACCUUAGAAAUUCGCGCCAAAGAACUGUCUACCUACUUUACAGUAGUAAGUAAAUUGUCCUUUGUAGUCACAAAAUGUUUGGUAUAUAAGACGACCUAUACUCCUCAUCUAAGUAAGGAAUUUCACAGACCGUAAAUGUUAGUGUGGCUUUUGAGUUCUGAGGGAAUCAAUCUAUUGUGUAUGUAUUGUAUACAAGUUGUCUUUUAAAUUAUUUCUUUCUUUUGCAUAUACUUUAAUCCUCAUCUUCAUGUCUUAUCUUCAGCAAAUAAAAAAUGUGUACAUAAAUA